UCCAACGCUUACUAAAUUAUUGUUAGUGUCUUUAAUUCACAUUAUUCCAUUUAUAUAUUUUAAAAUAUAUACUGACAGAGAUUGCUAAUUGAAAUCUACAUCGUGAAUAAUGCGUUUCUUUAUUUACCGUACAUUGUUCACUGUUAUUAAUUUUGGUAGUGAUGAACAAAACUAUGAAAAGUUAGCAGUAAAGAAUGAAGUAACAUCUGCGGAACUUGUACUAAGCAAAAAGGUAAAUACAUGAAUGUUGUGUUGAGGUUUGUGGUAAAUUCUUCAGAUUCUGUCGUACGAAUCUGAAACAGCUCCAGUUUUCGUUAGUAACGUUUGUUUAAAUAAUACCUGAACUGUACUCAUUUAGAGAAGAACCUUAUAAUUAUGAGAUCAAGUGGAAAUCAUUUACUCGUGUCAGUUAUAUAAAAGGUUAUGAAACAAUACACUGGAGAAACACUUUCAUGGAAAAAUAUGCGAGAAGUCGUUCACAAACAAAAUUAAUCUUUGUUGUGAAAUGUUAUGUUUAUGGAAAGUCUUUUGUUAAAAUUUGGGAUUUUAAAAUGCACAAAAGGUUACACUCCGAAGAAAGAUGAUCUCUCUGUGAAACGCAUGGGAAAAGUAUUUAGGUGAUAACGAGAUGUUAAAAAUUCCAUCCAUGUGAAAUAUGUGGGACAACUUUCAGGUUUAACAGUACCUUAAGAAAACAUAAAAGAAUGCACACUGGGGAAAAACCGUGCCAUUGUGAAAUUUGUGGGAAAUCUUUCAGUGACAAGAGUACUUUAAUCGCACAUAAAAGAAUACACAUGGGAGAAAAACCAUUUCGUUGUGAUAUAUGUUUGAAAUUUUACUCCAGCAAUUCCUCUCUUGUGUUCCAUAAACGCAGUCAUAGUGAAGAUAAACCAUAUACUUGUGAUGUAUGUGGGAAGUCUUUCAUUAUGAAUUCUAGUUUUCUAAAUCACAAAAAAAUACAUGGAGAAAAGUUAUUUCGUUGUGAAAUAUGUGGGGAAUCUUUUGUCCGGAGUAGUUACGUAGAAAUCCAUAUGAAGACACACACUGGAGAGAAGCCGUAUCAUUGUGAAGCAUGUGGUAAGUCGUUCCGUGAUAGCAGUACUUUAAAAACGCAUAUAAAAAGACACACUGGAGAGAAACCUUAUUGCUGUGAGACAUGCGGAAAAUCGUUUGUCAAGAAUUGUGUCUUGAACGAACACAAAAAAAGACACAACAAAGAAAAAUCGUAUCACUGUGAUCUGUGUGAGAAGUCUUUUGUCACUAUAUCGGAUUUAAAUUUGCACAGAAGAAUACACACCGGAGAAAAACCGUUUCCUUGUAAAAUUUGUGGGAAGGCUUUUGUCUGUAGCAGCCAUUUAAAAAGACACACGAGGACGCAUACUGGGGAAUACUUUUUUCACUGCGGAACAUGUGGAAAAGCUUUCAGUGAAAAUUCUAGUUUAAAAAUUCAUGAAAGAAUUCAUACAGGAGAAAAACCAUUUAAGUGUCAGGUGUGUGGGAAAGCAUUCAGUCAUAGCACUUCUUUAAAAAGACAUGAAAGACUACACACUGGAGAUAGACUGUAUCAAUGUGAGAUAUGUGGAGCAGCUUUCAAUAAAAACAGCACAUUAAAAAGACAUGAAAGAAUGCAUACAGGAAAAAAUGCAUAUAAUUGAGAAAUAUGUAGGAGAACCUUUACUUCGAGAUUUUUUUAUAUUCCUUAAGCACAGUCUCUCUGGAGAAAGAUAAAGAAUUUCUGUCCCUAUGAUGUGUAUGGAAAACAUUUCACUAGCAGUUCUCGUCUUGUUAUUCACAAAAGAUUACUCACACUUGAGAUAAAUUCUGUCUCUGAGAGACCUAUGGGAAAGCCUUUUUCUCAAAUUAGUAAUCUACCCCUUGUGCGAGUACAUACUGAAGAAAAAGCCAUGUGCACUAGUGUAGCUAGAGUGUGUGCCACCCAGGGUGGCCCUUCAGUUUGUUUCCCCCCAGACCCCAGCAAAAAGUACAUAUUGCUUACAGCUGACCCAUAAGUGGUGCUGCUCCGCCUCUAGCUACACUAGUCGCCAUGUGAGAUAUCUAGGAUUGUCCAGUGGUUACUCUUUCAAUUUUUAUAAGCAACAGAAAAAAUACCCACUACACAUAAAUUUUGUUGUUUCUACAUCAGAAACCAUUCUCUAGGAAUUCCCUUCUAGUUAUUGUAUGACGUCGAGGGUUCCAGUUGAUCCGAUCAACGGAACAGCCUGCUCGUGAAAUUAACGUGCAAGUGGCUGAGAGAAAGUUGUGGUGAAAGAGUACAGCAGGGUUCGCCACCAUCCCCUGCUGGAGCCUCGUGGAGCUUUUAGGUGUUUUCGCUCAAUAAACACUCACAACGCCCGGUCUGGGAAUCGAAACCACGAGUCCGCUGCCCUAACCACUGGGUCAUUGCGCCUCCACUGUCAAAGUUUAAUAAUACUGCAAAACUCAUACUAUGACUUCUUCACCAAAAAUAUGAUUACUUGAUCCACCCUAGUGCUAUUACCCACUCCUAAGAAUUCAUACCUGUGUUCCAGGCUGCUCCCAAGCAUAAGUGAGGCCCUCCUCCCUCUUACUUUUUGCACACAGCACAACCCUUCCAUUCUAGAGUAUUUUCACUCUCUUCAUCACUCCAACAUAAAGAGGAAAUUUCUAGUGUUUCAUUUUUUGUUUCAUUCAUAGGACUGUGGCAUAACCUUGAAGGGUUUUAGUUGAAUUAAUCAAUCUCAGUACUUUUUAUAUCAACCACUUUUGUUGAACCACUAGGUUAUAGAAAUGUUAACAAAACACCACCAUUUGUCAAGCAGUCAGAGGACAAGACAUACACAUAACGGGCUUCCACAAGUUUGAUAUAGCAAACUCAUUCCAAGACAUUGGUCAGCCUAGGUCACUUGCAUAAGAUGCCAUGCAGUGGGAAUGAACCUGAAACCAUGUUUGCAAAAAAAGCUCAACUGCACAGCCAUACUUGUAUGUAUUAUUUGAGAUCUGUUACUUCAAGACAGUUGGUGUGAUCAUUUGAAGGUCCAGAGAAUCUUACACAUGGCUAAAUGUUAGCACCAGGCCACUCUUCUACCAUGUACACUAAUAACUUAUGAAGUUUCAAUUCUGUAUAUACGAUUAGGGUUUAUACUAUAUUUGUGAUGGUCAUAAUUUUGGGGAUUUUUUUUGGUGGGGGGGGGGGGAUUCUUGUAAUUGCUAUACAAAACUACACGUUUGUAGAAAUUUUUAAUAAAAUCAGACCCUGUCCGACAAACCAAAAAAUUCGGUUUUUUGAUUGUCGCAUUGCCACCAAAAACUAUCUAAAUUGUAUAACUGGAGUUGUAUUUUUAAAGCAGUCACCCGCACUUUCAUCAAGUAGAUUCUACUACAGCUAAUAGAUUCUGUGAGUUUUAAUAUGCAACAAUAACAAACAUACAAACACUUUUUCAGCUUUAGUUUUAUUUUCGUUUUAAUUUCAUAUAACACUAUAGUUUCAUGGUGAUCUACAACCGGUCGUAGUGGAAUGUACUCAACGGGAGGCAAUGGGUGAACUUUUUUUUAUGAAUGAAAACUACAGUACUACAGGUCUUUGAUUUGCUUUAGCUAUCGCGCCUUCGUUUUAAAAACAAAUGGGAAAUAGUAAUGGCAGGAAUAUUUUUCUUAGAUCUCCUCGACUGGCAACAACAAGAAUCACGCACUUUCAGCGGAAGUGAAAGUACAUACUACUCCCACAAUUCUUUUCUUAAUUUACUUAACACAGUGACCUCCCUUGUGAACAUCAGCUGUGACAGUUCAAUAAUUUUCGCAUAUCCAUCAAUCGCAUGUUUGGUCGGAACUCUUAACUCAUUUUAAAAAGUCUUCACAGGUUUUUAUUAUUAUUUCCACAUUCUGUUUACGUAACAUAACAGUCAUGAAGAAAUAUAACUCCCAUUCAACUCAAUUUGAAAUUCACUAAAUAAUUAUUGAUUUCUUAUAUAUGUUUAAACCCUCAACUAAAGGUAACAGGUAACAUUCGAUCAUAUCCUAUUUUAUUGACUCUGGAAGCAUGGAAAGCAAAGUCGAUUUUAUUUGAAUAAUUAACUAAACACAUUUUAAUAACUGCAAAUCACAUCUGCUUUUUGUAUUAUCGUUAGGUUUAGAGGCCAAUUUUCAUUAUGUUUUCGUAAAUAUAACCGUAUUGAAACAACUACAGAAUAAAUAUGUGAGAUGUCUCUUGCGAUGAUAAUUCUAAGACAAUCAUUUGCUACAUUAAGCGUCUAUAUACAGUAAAACCUCGUCAGCAAUAUUUAUUUAUAAAUUCACCAGGGUAGAACACUAUGAAAUUAUCAGGAAACUUUUUUAAUUAUGAUAGUCAUUUAAAAAUAUAAAAGACAAUACAGUGUGGAAGAACAACUGAAAUAUACGGGGAGUCAUUAUUUGAGAAAAGUAAUCGAGUAGACAAAUGUCUCAAAGAAAAACUCUAUCACCGAAAAUUAUUUAAAAUUCUUUUGUCAAUAUUUGGGA
Molecule: messenger RNA, 4473 nt
Organism: Octopus bimaculoides (California two-spot octopus)
Lineage: Eukaryota; Metazoa; Mollusca; Cephalopoda; Octopoda; Octopodidae
Biological process (GO): regulation of cytokine production; negative regulation of transcription by RNA polymerase II; regulation of immune system process
Cellular component (GO): nucleoplasm
Molecular function (GO): DNA-binding transcription repressor activity, RNA polymerase II-specific; RNA polymerase II cis-regulatory region sequence-specific DNA binding
Source: RefSeq, a predicted model, not a curated record